Molecule: messenger RNA, 1614 nt
Organism: Aureobasidium namibiae CBS 147.97
Lineage: Eukaryota; Fungi; Ascomycota; Dothideomycetes; Dothideales; Saccotheciaceae
Exons: 4
Coding region: 1-1614 (537 amino acids)
Biological process (GO): regulation of transcription by RNA polymerase II
Molecular function (GO): DNA-binding transcription factor activity, RNA polymerase II-specific; RNA polymerase II cis-regulatory region sequence-specific DNA binding
Source: RefSeq, a predicted model, not a curated record
AUGUCUUCUCCAAGUGAAUCAAAGACCAAAGACGUGUUGAAGCAAGAAGAUACCUCGAGCCAAGACAGAGCUCCAUCUCCUUCGCGUCAAGACAUCAAGCAGAACAUACCUUCCAUCAGACAGCCGGAAGAAACUAAAGCAUCUGGUGACGGCGCAAAAGAAUCAAACGCGUCCUCGACCAAUGCGCCGCUUGCACCUCCACCCGUUCCUAACAAGGCCUCUAACGGAGACAACGACUAUUUCAGCGCCGCUCACAGCGCCCACCUGACCAAAGAACCCAACCCUUUCGAAAGCGCCUUUGGAGGUACCGCCGAGACACCUGGCAAGCCUCAACUUCCCGGAGUCAACAGUUUGACGUCGCCUGCUCCGCUCCACCCCGGCACCACUCCAGGUUGGCCCGGCUCUCUUCGUUCAGGACCUCUUAGCCCUGCAAUGCUAACCGGCCCCGCGGGGUCGUCCAACGACUACUUCAGCAACGACCAUCACUUUGGCGGCAGUUUCCCAACCCCUAACGAGUCCUCCCUCAGGACUGGUCUGACUCCUGGCGGUGGUGGGUCUAUGUUCCCCCAACCCAGUCCCAACUCGCAAGCCAUUUUCAACGCCAUUCAGAGUGGAGGCGCCACUCCUGGUACUCUAGACUUCCACCGUACUGCCAUGCAUGCACGCGCUUCCCAGACCAACGUCAACGGAAACUUCAGCAUGCCUCAGCCACCUACGUCCGCCGCUGCUGACCCCAACAUUCAACCCAACCUCGACAGCAAGGGCUUCGGUCAGCAGCAACAGAACGAUACCUUUGAGCAGCACGACGCCAACGAUGCAGCCAACGGUCUCUUCAUGCUUGCACAAGCCAGGGGCAACAACCGUAAUCAACCCCAGCAAUACCCGCCACCCCAGUCACAGCCUCAGAUGAACUACAUGGGCAACCCUCCACACCUUCCUGGCGGACUUGGCCAACAAGGACACGACGGUCAGGGCAACAUGGCCGCCCGCGCCAACAAGAACUCUAUCGCAAGUAAUCUUUCAGGGUCAACGCAGAACGAGCACGGCAACUUCUCUGAUAGCGACGGCGAAGAUGUUAAGCCCACCAGAGGCAAGGGAAAGAAGAACAACAACACCAAGAACGCCAACAAUGGUAGACGCAAGGCCGAGGACCAACCUAAGGGGUCCAACAAGCGCCAGAAGACUAGCAUGCCGUCUAUGGAUGAGGAAGACUCGGACAUGGACGACAUGGACAUGGAGAGAGGACCCGACAACAAGAAGAUGACUGAUGAAGAGAAACGCAAGAACUUCCUCGAAAGGAACAGAAUUGCCGCACUCAAGUGUCGUCAGCGCAAGAAGCAGUGGCUGGCCAACCUUCAGCAGAAGGUCGAGAUUUUCAGUACUGAGAACGACGCGCUGGCCGCUACCGUCACUCAACUGCGUGAGGAGAUAGUAGGACUCAAGACUCUGCUUCUCGCUCACAAGGAUUGUCCUGUCUCGCAAGCACAGGGCAUUAGUGGCAUGGCUAUGCAGAACAUUGCUGGCGAGCCCCAUCAAUUCAGCAACCCCUAUGGCAUGCAGAUGUCGCACAUGCAGCAGGGAGUGCCAUCGCAGGCCAACAUGCAAAGACGGUGA